AGUUACAAAACAUUUCUAGCAUGUGGCGCGAAUGAACGUCUCCUAGUGUUUAAGUUAUUAUGAAAGCGACCAGCCGGAAGGUUUGAGUUUAUCACCUUCUUACAGUUCUGUUGAAGAAACACUUCAUACGUGUCGUUAUAAGUUCAUUAAUAUGUCGACAAGACGAACAAAACGCGAAGCCGUUGUGAAGCUGCAGCAAUUGGAACUGACCCCUGUGGAUGUGGAGGGAGCAGUUCGACGAUCAUCACGAACCGUCCUGGUACCUAAACGCCUCAAGUACUCUCCUGAAAGCAGCAUUGUUGAAACGCCAAAUAAAAAAAGGAAAACAAAAACGCACAAAAACAGCCAGAAUAACAGAAAGGACAUCAAAGAGGAGGACUCGGAUGUUGAAAAUAGUGAUGUGGAGCACACGUCUAGUGGACAGGGAGGACUUUCGGCAUAUGAACUGGAGCGCCUGGAGAACAUCAGACAGAACCAAGCGUUCUUGUCCUCCAUCAACUUAUACCAGGCCACUGAGGAGUUGAAACAGUUGACACGGCCAAAGCCAUCGCAGAGGGGACUCAUGAGGUCACAGGCUGCUGUAAAAGAAGUGCUGCCUGCUCGCAAAUCCCUACGUCUCCAAAAGAAAGAAGCAGAAAUCUUGACUCUUCCCCCUGAACCCAGUGGGACGGUGAUCUAUGAACAGUCUUCGCGACUGAAGAAGCCUCCUGGCCCUCUGCCCAUGGAUCCAAUCAACAUGGAAGAGGGAAGCAAGCUGCCUUCACAACUUCUUGAGCUCUGCUCUGAGGAUUCAAGAGAAGAAAGAAAGAUGGAGCUUGAUCUGAAAGGGUACCACUCAGCCCUUAAGAACAUGAGGAUAACUGAAGACCGAGUGGCCAAAGUGGUGAAGGACCGCAUCUUCUCGGCUGCCUUCCACCCCUGCACCAGCAGCCUGUUGAUGGCUGCAGGAGACAAAUGGGGGAAAGUUGGACUCUGGAACUUGGGUGGUGAUUGGGACGAUGAUGGUGUGCUGCUCUUUGAGCCACAUACUCGUCCAGUGGGCUGCGUGGCAUUCUCCAGGGCUCAUCCCACCCACCUGCUGAGCCUCAGCUAUGACGGAUCUCUACGCUGCAUGGAUGUAGAGAAGGCUGUCUUUGAUGAUGUGUAUGACACUGAUGAUGGCCUGAAAACGUUUGACUUCAUGUCACAUGACUGUUCGACAUUAGUGGUUGGGAACUGGUACGGAGAAGUUGCCAUCGUUGAUCGGCGCACCCCAGGGAACUCUCAUGAGUCCCUCCACUCUUUGGACCCCAAGACUCUGCGUUGCGUUAGUGUCCACCCUUUACAGAAGCAGUACUUUGCUGUGGCCGAAAGCAAGGUAGUGAGUAUUUACGACAGUAGAUGCCUGAAGAAGACCAAAACCCAGACGGUCUCCCAGCUACAUGGCCACUCGUUAAGCAUAUCCAGCGCUUAUUUCUCCCCUUGUACAGGAAACAGAGUUCUCACUUCCUGUAUGGAUAACCACAUAAGGAUAUAUGACACAUCUGCAAUGACUACUAAAUCUCCCUUGCUGACAUCCGUCAGACAUGACAUGCACACGGGCCGCUGGCUGACCAAACUAUCAGCAGUGUGGGAUCCCAAACGGGAAGAUUGCUUUGUGGUGGGGAGCAUGUCGAGGCCUCGGAGAGUGGAGGUGUUCCAUGAAAAUGGCCAGCCACAGCACUCCUUCAUGGAUGGCGAGAACCUUAACACAGUACUGUCCGUCACAGCUUUCCACCCGACAAGGAAUGCCUUACUGGGCGGCAAUGCAUCAGGGCGCCUGCAUGUCUUCUCCAACUGAGAUAAAGACAAAAAUGUGUGAGACCGAGACCCCCCUGGUUGCUUUCUGUUGGAUAGUAAGAACAAGUAAGAAAACUGUUUUGUCACAGUACAGGUGGAGAACUUGUACAAUAUAGAUGGAUAUCUCACUGCUGGCAACUGCUUGUUCUCCCCUUUGGAUCUCUUUUAUAUAUUGUCAUAAUUUUCAUACAAGUAACAUACCUGUAAUGAAACAUCAACUUUACACUGAUUAAGUCACUAGUCAAGUCCAGAAAUGUUACACUUACACGGACAGUAUGAACAUUCAUACAGUGUGAGGUAACACAGUAUCAAUAACAAAGUAUCAGAAUUUUCUUCAUCAAUAUUGACAACAAAAUACACAUUUAUUGCUACAUUGGGUAGGUAGUGUCAAAACAUAUCCUGGCCCAGAUGUGAUGCAUCCUACUCUUAUUGGAGAUGAAAUGAUAUCAGCCUCAGAAUGUGUUACAGUGUCUAUAAAAACCGUAUUUACACCAUCAGCUUUUUUCUGUUUUCCUACUACCUAAUAAUGUAUCGCAGGGUUUUCUGUUAUGACAAAGUGAAAACAAAUCUCUAAACAAAUUGAUUUACACUCAUUGGCCCCUCUAUUACGUACACCUUUCUGUUCAUGGGUAAGACACGAUGCAAUGUUUAUCCAAUCUCCUGACAGGAGUGGAACCCAGUAUGGUCUUCUGUUGAAGCACAGGUGUACCUAAUAAAGUGGCCACUGAGUAUACAACUGUACAUUAAGAACAAACGUACAUUUGUACUUAUUUUCCCCUCUGUAAAACACAACUUACAGUGAACUGUAUUCACCUUUUUUCAGCAUUAAGUCUAUUGUAUGUGAAUAGGGCUGCAUCAGCCUCGCACAAGGACACUGCACUCUUCCUCAAAUUUUGCUAAACUCGUCAAACUGUCAAGUUGUGUGGGGACUGAGAGAGAGCAGCAGUGUUCUGCCACAAGUAAUGGACUAUAUAGAGGUCUGGACUCCAGACCUUCUCCUCAUGUGCAGUGCCUGCUGUUCACCAAAUGCAGCAUUUCUUUUAUUAAAAUGCAGCUGAUCAGUUACUUUGUUUUUUACUUUAGAUCAGUUUGUGGAGACUUAGAAUAAUCGUAAAUAACCCUGUGCGAUCAAAAUAAAAAGAGAAAAUUCAAGCGUUUGAAAACAUUGUAGAGGCACUAUAGGUAGCAAAUGAUUGAAUGUGGCCGGCGAUACGUUUAUGUUGUUGACUCGGCUAUUUACUUCUCUGGUAUCACAUUUGUAAUUUGUUCUACUCAAAUGCUUAAUGAACCCAAGCAAUUUAAAAAAAGUGGGUUCCCUCUGCAUUGUUUGUUUGUGGCGCAGUUAAUUUGAAACAGCCAAACCGCUUGGUCAGUGAAAAGCACCUGUUUGUGUUUUUUCAUGUUUUUUUUAUUUGUGGCACCUGAAGCAAAUGGAAUAAAUGGAGACUUUUUAUACCAAA
This is a messenger RNA of Dicentrarchus labrax (European seabass), 3278 nucleotides long. It is a transcript of the gene wdr76, whose product is annotated as WD repeat domain 76. Gene Ontology annotation, molecular function: DNA binding; protein binding. Gene Ontology annotation, cellular component: nucleus. Bases 152 to 1819 code for a protein of 555 amino acids. The transcript has 15 exons. The record is from RefSeq and is a predicted model, not a curated record. Gene Ontology annotation, biological process: regulation of DNA damage checkpoint. Lineage: Eukaryota; Metazoa; Chordata; Actinopteri; Moronidae.